This is a messenger RNA of Zychaea mexicana, 1332 nucleotides long. Its product is annotated as U4/U6-associated splicing factor PRP4. Lineage: Eukaryota; Fungi; Mucoromycota; Mucoromycetes; Mucorales; Lichtheimiaceae. Bases 1 to 1332 code for a protein of 443 amino acids. The record is from RefSeq and is a predicted model, not a curated record. Gene Ontology annotation, molecular function: ATP binding; protein serine/threonine kinase activity. The transcript is spliced from 7 exons. Gene Ontology annotation, biological process: peptidyl-serine phosphorylation; mRNA cis splicing, via spliceosome; peptidyl-threonine phosphorylation.
AUGAGUGACUCACCCAAUGCUGUGUCUGCAGCCGAUUAUGAUCCUUCAAAAGACCGCAUUGCAGAUGAUGGUCGUCGACUGUCUCAUCGUCAUCAAGGUGCUGGUGAUCAAGUGACUAGCGACAAGGAGGAGUUGUUGAAAAGCAAAGAUCAUCAAGAGUCUCAGCAGCAACCCAAGAAAGAAAUUGACAUGUUUGCAGACGAUUUCGACAUGUUUUCGACGGAGGAUAUUCAUGAUCCUAAGGCAUUACUUGUAAACACGGCUGCGAACGUGCCUAUCAACAACAAUCCAAGCUUAUUAGAUAACUGGGAUGAUUCAGAAGGGUAUUACAAUGUGCGUAUUGGCGAAGUGUUAGAUAACCGUUAUCAGACAAUGUCCAAUUUGGGUCGCGGCGUGUUUAGUGCUGUAGUUAAAGCCAAGGAUCUGCAGACGAACGAAGAAGUGGCGAUUAAGAUCAUCCGCAACAACGAGACCAUGUACAAAGCAGGGAUCAAGGAACUCGGAUUUCUGAAAAAGCUGAUGGAAACGGAUCCCGAGAAUAAGAAGCAUGUUAUUAGGCUCUUGCGCCACUUUGAGUAUCGUAACCAUCUUUGUUUGGUGUUCGAAAGUCUCAGUAUGAAUCUACGCGAUGUACUGAAAAAGUAUGGCAAAGACGUCGGUAUCAGUAUAAAGGCGGUGAGAGUUUAUGCUCAGCAGCUGUUCUUGAGUCUAUCUUUGUUGAAGCGCUGCAACAUUCUGCAUGCCGAUAUCAAACCUGACAACGUUCUAGUAUCGGAGUCGAAGAAUAUACUCAAGCUAUGCGAUCUGGGUUCGGCAUCUGAUGCCAGCGACAAUGAAAUAACUCCCUACCUGGUAUCGCGUUUCUAUCGUGCCCCUGAAAUCAUCAUGGGAUUAUCGUAUGACUAUGCAAUCGACGUUUGGUCUGCAGCAUGUACCCUCUACGAGAUGUUCACUGGAAAGAUUUUGUUCCCUGGUAGAAGCAAUAAUCAAAUGCUGAAACACAUUAUGGAGGUCAAGGGUCGAUUUUCGAACAAGUUGGUUCGCAAAGGCCAAUUCGGAUCGCAGCACUUUGACGAAGAUAAUAACUUUAUCUCUGUCGAGAUUGACCGACUGUCAAACAAGGAAUUCGUCAAGAAAAUGACGCUUGUCAAGCCCACCCGUGACAUCAAGGGUCGGAUUAUGGCCGCCUCCUCGGCCGGCGUGACGGAAGAAGAAGGUCGGCUCCUUUUGGCGUUUAUUGAUUUUCUGGACAAGUGUUUGAUGUUAAGCCCGGAUAAGCGCAUGACACCCAAGGAAGCCCUAGCCCAUCCAUUUAUCACUGGCAAGAUCUAA